AUGUUGAAUUUCAAUAGUAACAAACUCCCAGGUGAAAUCCCAUCUUCCCUGCGGAAGCUCGUCCAUCUCUCUUCUUUGGAUCUUAGCGUAAAUCAAGUCUCUGGGGAAAACCCUACUUCGCUGAUCAACCUCGCUGACCUCACUUUCUUAGACCUCCAUGACAAUCAAUUAACAGGUCAAAUUCCAGCUGAGAUCACUAGCCUCACCCACUUGGCUUAUCUCGACCUAUCUUUUAAUAGAUUAACUGGCCCAAUUUCUGAAGACAUCUCUAACCUCGAGAAUCUUACUACCCUGGACUUGCAAUCAAACAACCUGAAUGGCACUUUGCGGCUAGAUUUGGUACUCAAACUUCGACAUUCGACUAUUUUGCUACUCUCAUUCAAUGAAUUCUCGUCGGUUAUCGAACCUGACAUGAACGCUAGCCUUUCAAACCUGUCCACUCUUGGCUUGGCUUCUAGCAACAUAAGUGAGCUCCCCAUCUUCCUAUCAAAUGAAAGUAGGUUGCAAUGGUUGGACCUAUCCCAGAAUUGCAUUUAUGGGCCGACACCUCCGUCGCUCUUUAAUGUGAAUUCGACACAAUUGGAGUUUUUGAAUCUUUCUAGUAAUUUCAUUACCAGUUUCACAGCUUUUAAAUGGCCAAAUCAUCUGACAUUGGACAUCAAUCACAACGAUAUCCAAGGAUUCUUUAUGAUUCCCCCGAAGGCCAUUAAAGCCUAUCUUGUCUCAAAUAACAAGCUAUCAGGAGAAAUUUCACCGGAGAUGUGCCAACUAAGCUCUAUUAGCUUGCAUGAUUUGUCCAAGAACAAGUUGACUGCUGCUGUCCCACCAUGUCUGAGCAAUUUGACCGAGACCCUUUUUGUCUUGCGAUUGCAUGGCAAUAAUUUAUAUGGAAGAUUUCUUCAAUUGCGGAAUGGCAUAUGCAUGUUCAAUAUGAUAGAUGUGAGUAAUAACCGACUACAAGGGUCACUGCCAAUGGGAUUAGCUGAUUGCAGCAGUCUGGAGUUUCUCAAUUUCGGAAAUAAUCAAAUCAUGGACACUUUUCCUUCGUGGAUGGGCUCGCUUUCUUAUUCAAAGGUGCUCAUUUUGCAUUCCAAUAGAUUUCACGGAGCCAUAGGGGAACCUGAAGAUCCGUUCCAGUUUUCAAACCUGCGAAUUGUUGAUCUAUCCACGAACCAUUUCUCGGGUAGCUUGCAAUCUAAAUACUUUGAUACCUGGAGAUCUAUGAAAGUCCAUUAUGCAGAUAGGGCAGACUACUAUGGGAAUUGUGUGUUCUAUUACCUCCCUCCCCAGAGUAGUGCAAAGUAUGACUACUCAAUGACAAUGAUGAACAAAGGCAUUGCAAGGGAGUACGAAAAAAUAUUGGAUUACCUCACUAUGAUUGAUCUUUCGGGCAACAACUUUACUGGGCGAAUCUCGAAUUCUGUUAGAAGUUUAACUGAACUUCGUCAGCUCAAUCUCUCCAACAAUGCUCUUCCGGCUCCGUCCCUUCGUCCCUAG
Messenger RNA from Rhodamnia argentea, 1497 nucleotides. Its product is annotated as receptor-like protein 47. NCBI's taxonomy places the organism in Eukaryota, Viridiplantae, Streptophyta, Magnoliopsida, Myrtales, Myrtaceae. The record is from RefSeq and is a predicted model, not a curated record. Gene Ontology annotation, molecular function: protein binding. The transcript has a single exon. The coding region runs from base 1 to 1497 and encodes 498 amino acids.